UUCGAAAUCUGCACGUGUUAAGUUGUUGUGGUAUCUUUAGUUUGAUAGUGAUCCAGAUUAUUUGGGGGAAAAUCGGCGAAAGAAUAAUUCAGAAUGUAAUACUACAUGGUUAAUGGGAUUAAAUUGGGAAAAAAUUCAAUCAGGUGUGAAAGAGAAUGAUACCAAUCUCUAUGUCUGACAAGUGUGGAUCAAGUUUGACUUAACCCCCUGACAGCAAUCUCGGAAAUACUGGCACUCACACGCAUCACUGGUUAUAUAAUAAAACAUUGAAGCUUAAAACCAAUAACAUUACAUCGGGAAGUUAUCAUAAAAACGUCUGAAGUCUGAUUCAUAGGAUAUAUGAAUCUUUUACGAGCUUAUUAAAGAAUAUGUUGCUUUAUAUUUUCUGAAAACUAAAGAAUCAUUCUUCCGAGUAAAAAACGUGGAUAACUUUGAAAUAGAAUCAAUAGCUGUCUGAAUGACUUACGCCUUGUUCUAUUGUGUAAAAUAUACUAGAACGUUCUACAUUACAGAAAGAAAAAUAAUGUUUGAUUAGGCUUGGCAGUUGUGUUUAUCAAACUGUUCUUUUUAAAACGUUUAAAGAUAUCUUUUCUUGAUUUGAAAUGAUUUGAAGCACUCGUGUAUUAUACGAUCGAAUGCAAAUGCAUUUAAUUUAGAAAUUCUAGUAUAUACAUUUUAAAUAGCUCAAUACGUAUAGUUUACUUUUAAAAUUAAAACAAUUUACAUCAAAGUGUAAUUCGAUAACAUUUAGAUAGACGAUGAGAGUUUUUGAAUGAAAUCAAUGACAGAGUUUUUCAACAGUUUACGACAUUUUUUCCUCAAUGAUUUAAGCAUGAAUGGAACAGAGGAAUGUACAGUAUGGUGGUGUGAUAAAUCAGGAACUUUGCUAACUCUAGAAAUUAUCGCGAUAAUCUUGUGCAUCAUCGGAGGAUUGGGCAACAUAAUAACAGUUCUCGCAAUAUGCUUCUCCAGUUUACGGAAUAACAUCAAUUGUAUCUUGAUUGGGAGCUUAAGUUUUGCUGGAUUUUUAUAUUGUGGUCUAAUUUUGCCCUUGCAGGCAGUUAUAUUUCAUCGCCAUAGCAACGCAGUCCCGCAGGAGUUUUGUAGCGCCGCCGGUGGUAUAAGGUACACACUUGUUGGUGUUAUUUUGGUGCACUUAGGGAUUAUUGCGUUAUAUCGGUAUCUCAACGUGGUACAUUUAGCACAGUAUCAGAAUCUUUCACAGAAAAGACCUCUGAUGAUAACGAUAGCCAUUGGUUGGAUUUUACCACUCUUUUUUACAGCUCCGCCAUCAUUCCGAAUCUGGGGAGGAUUUACCUUUGUUCCCGCCAUUUUAGCUUGUACUUUUGAGAAAGGUAUAGACCAAUCAAAUAGAAUUGUGACAGUCACAUGUGGCUUCAUUGUUCCAUGCAUUUUUAUUAUAUUUUGUUAUGCUAGAAUAGGCUGCGUGGCUUACGGUAGUUCCAAGCGUGUAAGUCAAUGGCAUGGUAACGUAUCUCAAACAAGAGCACUGCGACUGUCGGCCAUGAUGUUAUGUAUAUUCGGUGUAUAUUUUCUAGGAACAUUUCCAUAUUUUAUAGUAAAUGUUUACGACAGAACAUUUUCGAAGCCGAUUCACCAUUUAUGGACAACUGUUCUCGGUUGGAUCUUAUAUUGUACAAAUCCGAUAGUGUAUACGGUGAUGGACCUUAAUUUCCGGACAGCAUAUCGUCGAUUUCUUCUAGGAGACUGUGAGAAAAGUCCACUGAGAAGGGGUCCAACUGCAACUUAUGUUUAAAGUCUUAAUUUUUUCUUGUUGACAAUGUUGUUUAGUUUUUAUGUACACUUGUUAUUGAACAACACAGGAUGUCGACUUAUGUUUGAUAGGGUUGUUUCCGUAUUAACAAAUUGCUUUGCUGAAUGCGAAAAUUAUUUUUUAAUAGAACAAAGGUUGAAAACAUUGUCGACAAAAUUAUGAAUUGGUAACAAAAUUAGUUCCUAUUAUCUAAUCCUUUGUGCAGAUUAGAAAGUGGACACAUGACAAGAUUAUUUCAAUGUUGUGGUGAUUAGGUUUGUAUAAGACCAUGAAAGACUGCAUAACGAACACAACCCGUAGUUUUCUGUUGAAGGAAUUGUUUUUUAAAUAUAUUUAUGUCUGAAAUAAAUUAUUUUGUAUGAAACAAAGUAUCCAUUCGUUUGAUGUGUUUGAGCUUUUGAUUUUGUCAUUUUAUACUGGAAUUUCCGUUUUGAAUUUUCCUUGGAGUUCGGUAUUUUUGUUAGUCUACUUUUCACAUAUUUUUCAAAGUACAUCAUUUCAAUUAAACUUUAUUAUUCCAUAAUAAAUCAGAACAAUAAAACAGAUAAUAGCAUCUUCAGAGUAACUUGCGUGCAAGUUAAGCUUCAUUUCAACGGUUUUUCCAAAUUGAUAUUUGAAAAAUCAAAACAUCUUAAGAACUACAUCCAAAUCAAAAACAAAUUAUGUCUUGAUGUAAAUUCUAAUCGAAAAUAUAUCCAGUGAUCUUGUUUUAUUAACAGGUAUUUCCAAUUUAUUAAAAGAACAUUUCAUUGUUA
Messenger RNA from Mytilus californianus (California mussel), 2550 nucleotides. Its product is annotated as G-protein coupled receptor moody-like. Lineage: Eukaryota; Metazoa; Mollusca; Bivalvia; Mytilida; Mytilidae. Gene Ontology annotation, cellular component: membrane. Bases 773 to 1777 code for a protein of 334 amino acids. Gene Ontology annotation, biological process: G protein-coupled receptor signaling pathway. Gene Ontology annotation, molecular function: G protein-coupled receptor activity. The record is from RefSeq and is a predicted model, not a curated record. The transcript is spliced from 3 exons.